CUCCGCUCCCGAGCGCGCUCCCGUGCGCGCCCCCCGCGUCCCGUGCGCGUUCCCGCCGCAGACCCACAAACCCACAUCAGAUCUGGAUCUGUGUCAAGGACACGGGCGAAAAACAAAUAAUAAUUCGGAUUCGGAUUGGGAGCUUCCGCGGCGGCUGCGGGAUUCGGGCCCGAUUCGGAUUCUGUGAGCGCUGAUCGAAACGGACGCACGAACCGUGGCGGAUCCGAUCCGGAUCUGAUGUUCAUGAAUGAAACCCCGAGAUCGGAUCGAUAAAUGACGGAUAAACAGAUCUGCGGUGAAAUAUGGAUGUGAUGUGAAAUCAUUUCUGCGCUGAUUGAUCUUCAGCAUCGCCUGCCUCCAUUUUGAAUCUGAUUUAAUAUCGGGAUUUUAUUCGUGAUGAUGGAUUUAUUCCCCGUCUCCUGAUUUAUUCCUCUCAGUCACAGGUUAUGGUGGUUUGUAUAAACUCACUGAAGCCGGAUUCUGUCUAGUAUCGAUCCGAUCUGAUCGUGUUUCUGAUUUUAAUCAAAGAAAGGCUCGAAGUGAUUCCAGCAGAUUCGGUUCGGUUCGGUUCGGAGAUGGAGGAUUCGGAUCAGUGAAUAUGUGCCCCUCAUGAGAGAGGGGUGAUUCAUCUGCCCUGAACCCCGAUGAUGAUGAUGAUGAUGAUGAAGAUGAAGAUGAGUCUGAGCUGAUGAAGAUGAUGAUGCUGGAGACACAGAAUGCGAGUCAGGAGAUUGGCGAGGAGGUGGAGGACGGCGCCGUGUUCAGCAUCACGCUGAGGAAGGUCCAGAUGUACCAGUCGUCCAGUAAGAGUCAGCGCUGGCUGGGUGUGGACUCGGACUCUGGCCUCAGUCUGUAUGAGACCUGUAAGCUGCGCACCAUUAAAGCAGGAACGCUGGAGCGGCUGGUGGAGUACAUGGUCACCGCCUUCAGAGGAAACGACUCCACCUACGUCACCAUCUUCCUCUGCACCUACAGGACCUUCGCCACCACCAAACAAGUGCUGGACCUGCUGCUCAACAGAUACGCCAAACUGCAGCCGGGCGCAGAAUCACGCAGAAUGACCCCUGAUGAGCGGACGGAGCUCAGGAACACCGUCUCCUCUAUCCUGGGCGCCUGGUUGGAUCAGUACUCUGAGGACUUCUGGAAGCCUCCGGACUACAGCUGCCUGAGACGCCUGAUCUAUUAUCUGCAGCUGAACUUCCCCGGGUCGGAUCUGGAGCGCCGCGCCUGCAACCUGCUGAGCCAGUUCCACCGCAGACUCCAGCAGGCAUCGGAUCCGGACGGUUCGCCAGCUUCAUUCGUUCUGGAUCAGGGCUGCUGUGCGUUCGCUCUGCUGGAGGAGAACGGAUUCGAUGAAGAUCGACUCGACUUCCUGAGCUUUGACCCCACUGUGGUGGCGGAGCAGUUCACGCUGAUGGACGCAGAGCUGUUCAAGCGGGUCGUGCCGUAUCACUGUCUGGGAAGCAUCUGGUCUCAGAGAGAUAAGAAAGGGAAGGAACAUCUGGCGCCGACCAUCAGAGCCACGGUCAGCCAGUUCAACCGCGUCACCAACUGCGUCAUUUCCACCUGCCUCAGCGACCGGACGCUCAAGCCCGGCCAGAGAGCCCGGAUCCUGGAGCACUGGAUCCAAGUGGCCAGAGAGUGUCGGAUCUUGAAGAACUUCUCGUCUCUGCGUGCGAUUCUCUCGGCGCUGCAGUGUAACCCGGUUCACCGGCUCAAGAAAACAUGGGACGAAGUGUCACGAGAAAACUUUCGCAUCUUCCAGGAGCUGUCGGAGAUAUUCUCUGAUGAGAACAACCACUCACUGAGCCGAGAACUGCUGAUAAAGGAGGGAACGUCCAAAUUUGCCACUCUGGAGAUGAACCCUAAGCGAGCGCAGAAACGACAGCAGCCACAGAGAGAUCUGACUGUGAUGCAGGGGACGAUUCCUUACCUGGGAACUUUCCUGACGGAUCUGGUCAUGAUGGACACGGCCAUGAAAGACUAUCUGGACGGAGGUCUGAUCAACUUCGAGAAGAGAAGGAAGGAGUUUGAGGUCAUCGCUCAGAUUAAGUUGUUACAGCUGGCGUGUAACAAUUAUAAUUUCCAGCGCGUGGCGGGGUUCGGCGCAUGGCUCUCCGGCGUGGAGAAGCUCUCGGAGGCCGAGAGCUACAGUCAGUCGUGUGAGAUCGAGCCGCUCUCUGAAUCCGCCUCCAACACGCUGAGAGCCAAGAAGAGCUCAGGAAUCAUGAAGAGAUGGAGCGAUCGGCAGCCGGUGGGUUCGGGUGAAGCCGGAUGCAGCGGUUCUGGAAGCUCUCACUCCAAGUCCUUCGAUCAGCUGCGGUUCCCGCCGGGUUUGAGCGGCUCGGCCGGUGACGGCGGCGACUCUCUCAGCGUGACCUCCGCCGGCUCCAGCAGCUCCGACGUGGAGGAGGUCAACAUCAGCUUCAUCUCUGAUUCACCCGACGCUCUGGAGAGGAAGACCUCCACGCCCUUCGUAAAACAUUCCAAUUCUACCUUAGGGAAGUGCGGCCCUACGGCAGACCUGAUCCCCACGUUCUGGGAGUCCACGUCUCUCUCGUCUCUGGACGCGUCGGGUCUGGGCUCAGGUUCUGGCUCCAGCAGUGCCUCCUCGUCUUCGGUGUCGUCCACACCGGUCACAGCGUCCCGCUCACACAAGCGCUCCGUCUCCGGCGUGUCCAGCUACUCGUCUCUCUCUCUGCCGCUCUACAACCAGCAGGUGGACGACUGCUGCAUCAUCAGAGUCAGUCUGGACGUGGACAACGGAAACAUGUACAAGAGCAUCCUGGUCACCAGUCAGGAUAAGACUCCCGCAGUCGUGAGGAAAGCCAUGGUCAAACACAACCUGGACCGCGAGCGAGCCGAGGACUAUGAACUGGUUCAGAAAAUCAGUGAGGAAAAGGAGCUGAAGAUUCCCGACAACGCCAAUGUUUUUUACGCCAUGAACUCCACGGCCAACUAUGACUUUGUCUUGAAGAAGAGAGGUUUCCCGAGAGCAGGCCGGACCAAACACGUGGCCAGCUCCACGCUGCCCCGAAUGAAGCAGAAAGGUCUGAAGAUCGCCAAAGGAAUCUUCUGAAUCCCAAACUCUCAGUUCAGCAGUAGCUGGACUUUGCAAAGGCGUCUUCAGGAGUUUGAGAGGCGAUCUGUGUGUUUACAGUCAUUCCCCGAUCUCCAAACCCGUCUCCAGCUGUGGGUCGGAGGACUGAUCCCCAAUCAGAUCUGCUGUGCUGUGAACUACGCUACCAGGAUGCCACUGACCACCGCUGUGGUCAUCCGGCCGGUCACAUGACAGGAAGAGACCGCACACGUCCAUCAGUGUUUUUCCUCUUUACUACCACGGUGGUGCUCAGGCCGACGAAACGUUUCUCUCUUCUUCUGUUUAAUGUUUUAAUUUCUCACACAUUCAGAGAUGCCGAGUGACUCUGUCAUUGGUUUUGUUGAUAAAAGUCAUUUGAAAGCGAAUUGAUUUUCUUGCCACUAAAGAUGGAGGAGGUGGUGUUUGUGUAUAAAUAUGAGCAGUGCAUAAGUAACAAGAUGAACACCGAAAUCUGGUUUCUAACGUGGUUUUAACAGUGCAGUCGCUCGACUUCUGAGAUCACACGCGCUCUGGUGUCUAUUAGCAGUCGCUGCAUCGCUAAUCAUUCACGUAAAGCUACGCCUCGGCGGCGCACGUCGCAUUCGGAUAUCACUGAUGCGUCGAACCCCUUCUGAAAUGCGACCGCAGCAUUUGAAAUAAAAAUGAAAGGAUUGAGGAUUAAGGUGUUUUGAGUGUCUGGAGAUGAACCUGCGCUGAGAUUGGAAGAAGAGGGAAACAACUUCAAAUGUGAAACUGCACAUGAAAAGAGAAAUGAACAUGAAUUGUAACGAGUUUUUGUACUGUUUUACCUGUAGUUCAGUGGUCGUUCAUGACUGAUGCACAUGCUUCACAAAGCUGACCUGCCAUAUUUUCCACAACCCAGAUCCUUUAUAUGUGACUGUAUGAGUGAGUGUGUGUGUGUGUGCGCAUGUGCUUGCUACCUGUUGUAAUGUCUUUGGUUCAUGUCUUGUGUUUUAUGAAAACAAAACCAAAAGGGCCAAAGAUCUCUGCGCUUCAGGAGCGUCUCAGUCCAGUGAGGUCAGCACUGCCUGUUCAGGAAAAACCACCGUUUCCCAAGAUCUCUCAGAUCAGAUCUGAACACCACAGAUAUCUGGUGCCAUUCGUCUUUUUCACUGUCAAGAAGUAUUUAAGAAAAAAAAAAGGAAAAGAUUUUAUUAUAACUCACACGCUCUGGUUUUGUAUGUUCUUUUUUGUAAUUUUUGUACAAUAUGAAUUGUCCUUUGUACUUUUGCCUUUCAUUUGGUUUGUGUGUGUGUGUGUGUGUGUGUGUGUGUAUUUAUUGAUUUGUAAAUACUUUUUGUAGCAUUGUACAUUUAGUUUCUUCUCCCAUGUAAUUAUGAAUAUGUAAAUAUGAAUAUAUCUAUGCGAAGUUUAUACCACUCCAAAUAAGGGAUUGUGUUACUUUCAGCUUUGUUGACUUUGGGUUUUCUGUUUGUCUCGUCUUUUUUCAUGGUUUAAAUUGCUAUAAUUUUUUUUCCUUAUGAUGCACUGUUUCUAAUACUGGCGAAAACAACUAAUAAACACAUGCAGUGCGAUUCA
Onychostoma macrolepis is the source of this 4639-nucleotide messenger RNA. Its product is annotated as ral guanine nucleotide dissociation stimulator-like. NCBI's taxonomy places the organism in Eukaryota, Metazoa, Chordata, Actinopteri, Cypriniformes, Cyprinidae. The record is from RefSeq and is a predicted model, not a curated record. Gene Ontology annotation, molecular function: guanyl-nucleotide exchange factor activity. The transcript is spliced from 17 exons. Gene Ontology annotation, cellular component: plasma membrane. Bases 689 to 3079 code for a protein of 796 amino acids. Gene Ontology annotation, biological process: Ras protein signal transduction; positive regulation of GTPase activity.